AUGAAGAUAUCUUCAAGGCAACUCAUUUUCUCUCUAUACUUGUUCUUUGAUCUCUCCUUAAAAACUUUCACUGCACACAUGGCCAUGGCGCAGAAUCAAACAGUUCCCAUAAAUGUGGACGUGGGAGUGGUACUGAACAUGGACAAUUCUUUAGGUAAAAUGGGAUUGAGCUGCAUUUCAAUGGCGCUCUCAAACUUGUAUGCCUCAAAUUCUCACUAUAGAACCAGGCUGGUUCUCCACACUAGGGACGCCAAGGGAGAUGAUAUUGGUGCUGCAGCAGCAGCUCUAGACCUACUGAAGAAUGUGGAAGUAAAAGCCAUAAUAGGACCCCAGUGUUCAAUGCAAGCAAACUUCCUGAUUGCUCUUGGAGACAAAGCUCAAGUUCCCAUUAUCUCAUUUUCAGCUACAAGGCCUCUUUCAUCAAUUCGACGUCCAUACUUUAUUCGUGUAACUCAAAAGGAUUCAUCUCAAGUAAAUGCAAUUAGUGCAAUUGUUAAAGCAUUUGGAUGGAGAGAAGUAGUGCCCAUCUACGUCCAUAAUGAAUUUGGAGAAGGGAUCAUACCUUUUCUGACAGAUGCCCUGGAAAAUGUCAAUGCUCGUGUUCCUUACAGAAGUGUCAUUCCUUCCAUGGCCACAGAUGAUCAAAUUGUUGCAGAGCUUUACAAGCUGAUGACGAUGCAAACUCGGGUUUUCAUUGUCCACAUGCUGACCUCUCUCGGUUCCCGUCUGUUCACCAAAGCAAAACUGCUUGGAAUGAUGAGUGAAAACUAUGCAUGGAUUAUAACUGAUGGCAUCACAAAUGAAAUAAAUUCAAUGGAUACUUCUGUCAUAGAGUCUAUGCUAGGUGUAAUAGGUGUAAAACCUUACGUUCCAAAAACGAAAGAGCUUCAUGAGUUCACCACUCAAUGCCAGCGAAGCAAUCUAACUCUUAAUCCUGAAUUAAACAUAUAUGGGCUCUGGGCUUACGAUUCUGCAACAGCACUAGCCAUGGCAAUAGAGAAGGCAAGACUUACAAAUGAUGAGUUUCAAAUGUCUAAUGUUCCUAGAAAUGCAACGGACCUUGAAAGGUUUGGAAUCUCUAAAGAUGGUCCGGAGCUCCUCCAAGCACUAUCAAAUACCGCAUUCAAAGGGCUUUCUGGAAAUUUUCAAUUGCUCGAUGGGCAACUCCAGUCAUCUCUUUAUGAGAUAGUUAAUCUAGUUGGACAUGGGGCUAGAGCGGUGGGAUAUUGGACAAAAGAAACUGGAAUUGUUAAAGAACUGAAUUCCUCAAAUACAAAGACAUAUUCCUCUUCCAAGAACAAGUUUGGAUCAAUUAUAUGGCCUGGUGACACAACAUCGCCUCCCAAGGGUUGGGUGAUCCCUACCAAUGGAAAGAUAUUAAGAAUAGGAGUACCAGUGAAGGAUGGUUACACUGAAUUCCUUCAAGUUUCUUGGAAUUCUGCCUCUAACUCCACAGAGGUGAAAGGAUACUGCAAAGAUGUCUUCGACGCAGUAAUGGCAAAAUUGCCAUAUGGCAUACCAUAUGAAUACAUUCCAUUUGCAACAUCCGACCACAAGAGUGCUGGUAGUUACAAUGAUUUGGUCUAUCAAGUGUACCUAGGAAACUAUGAUGGUGCAGUUGGAGAUGUAACAAUUGUAGCGAGUAGAUCUCAGUAUGUGGAUUUUACUCUGCCAUACACAGAAUCUGGUGUUUCAAUGAUUGUGCCAAUCAAGAAUAACAAGGGGAAAAACGCUUGGGCAUUUUUGAAGCCAUUGUCAUGGGAACUCUGGUUGACAAGCUUUUGUUCAUUUGUGUUCAUCGGAUUUUUGAUUUGGCUUUUUGAACAUCGAAUAAAUGAAGAUUUUAGGGGGCCACCUUUACAUCAAGUUGGCAUGAUAUUCUGGUUUGCCUUCUCAACCAUGGUCUUUGCACAAAAGGAUAAGAUAAUAAGCAACUUGGCUAGGUUUGUGCUGAUCAUCUGGCUCUUUGUGGUUCUUAUACUAGCCCAAAUUUACACUGCCAGUCUAACAUCAAUGCUGACAGUUCAGCAACAACAGCCAACUAUUACAGAUAUAAAUCAGCUUCUUAAGAAAAAAGAAUAUGUGGGAUACCUACAGGGCUCGUUUGUUUAUGAUCUUCUAAAACGAAUGAAUUUUGACGAGUCUAGACUUGUACAAUACAGGUCUCUGGAGGAAUUAGAUACACUUUUCUCAAAAGGGAGUGGAAAUGGUGGUAUCGCUGCUGCUUUCGAUGAGAAACCAUAUACGAAGCUUUUCCUGGCCAAAUAUUGCUCAAAAUACACCAUGGUUGAGCCAACAUAUAAGACUGAUGGUUUUGCUUUUGUUUUCCCUAUAGGUUCUCCUCUAGUACCUGACGUCUCAAGAGCAAUAUUAAAUGUGACCGAGGGAGAGAAGAUGACGGAAAUCGAAAGAACAUGGUUUUGGGAAAAAACUAGAUGCCCAGAUUCCAGCAUGUCACUUUCGUCCAACAACAACAGCCUUGGGCUUGAGAGCUUUUGGGGACUUUUUUUAAUAGCUGGAAUAGCCGCAGUUUCUGCUCUUAUAAUCUAUGUCAUUUUGUUUCUACAUGAACACUGGAAUGUCUUGCGAUGCUCUGAUCCCGAUUCCUCAAUAUGGAGCAAAAUAGUAAAGUUACUUCGAUGUUUUGACAAUAAAGAUCUCAGUUCUCAUACUUUCAGGAACAUUGGACUGACGGAGAGAAACAUCUGCGGCGGUAACUGCAGGGAAAGAUUAGAGAAAGUCUCAUCCCAUGGUAAUUUCCCGCAAACUCCACAAAGCCUUUCGUUAAAUACUUCUCCACAUACCAACUAUCCACCAAGUCCAACCUUCUCGACCCGUAUAGAACAAUGUUUAAGUCCUCUACAAGUGGAAGUGAAUCCAGUGAAGAAUGGGAUGACAAAUUUGCAAGCAGAAACAGUUCAUGUGGUUGAACCUGAAAUUGAGCUUGUGAAUCCAAAUCAAGAUUUGCACGACUGCAGGAUCCACAAAUGA
Molecule: messenger RNA, 2991 nt
Organism: Fraxinus pennsylvanica
Lineage: Eukaryota; Viridiplantae; Streptophyta; Magnoliopsida; Lamiales; Oleaceae
Source: the annotation of a GenBank genome assembly